Molecule: messenger RNA, 2173 nt
Organism: Capsella rubella
Lineage: Eukaryota; Viridiplantae; Streptophyta; Magnoliopsida; Brassicales; Brassicaceae
Product: BEL1-like homeodomain protein 3
Exons: 5
Coding region: 294-1868 (524 amino acids)
Biological process (GO): regulation of transcription by RNA polymerase II
Molecular function (GO): RNA polymerase II cis-regulatory region sequence-specific DNA binding; DNA-binding transcription factor activity, RNA polymerase II-specific
Source: RefSeq, a predicted model, not a curated record
AUAAUAUAUUGGGAUUUAUAAAAUCGUCUCUUGGGAUUGGGUGUCUGCUCUUUCUCUCUCUCUCUCUCUCCCUCUAUCUCUUUUUGUCUUGGACUGUUGUUCGAAGUUCUUCUUCUUCUUCUUAUUCUUCUUCUUCUUUUUAUCUCUGUUGUGUUCCCUGAUGCAGCCACAUCCACAACCUCUCUUCUCUCUUUUGUAGGCUUUUUUUUUAAAAAAAGUUUCAUCAUCUCAGACAAAAAUAUUCAAUCGGAUGUAACAACAGCAUUUUUCUUUCAUUACAAAACCACAAAUCCAUGGCUGUGUAUUAUCCAAACAGUGUCGGCAUGCAAUCUCUGUAUCAAGAAUCCAUUUACCUCAACGAACAACAACAACAACAACAAGCUUCUUCUUCCUCUGCUGCAUCUUUCUCCGAGAUUGUCUCCGGCGGUGUUCGAAACAACAACGAGAUGGUUUUUAUCCCACCAACAAGCGACGUUGCAGUCAACGGGAACGUAACGGUGUCGAGUAACGAUCUAAGCUUUCACGGUGGUGGUCUUUCUUUAAGCCUUGGUAAUCAGAUCCAGUCAGCUGUCUCUGUCUCUCCCUUUCAAUACCAUUACCAGAAUCUUUCCAACCAAUUGAAUUACAGUAAUCCUAAUGCUUCUACUAUGUCCGAUGAGAAUGGGAAGAGCUUGAGUGGUCAUCAUCAUCAUCAACAACAACAUCACUCUGACCAAAUGAUACCUUCCUCUGGUUACAACAACAAUGGUGUUGGAUUCUUCAACAACUACCGAUACGAGACAUCAGGGUUUGUGAGUAGUGUUCUGAGAUCUCGUUACCUUAAACCCACUCAGCAAUUGCUUGAUGAAGUUGUUAGUGUUAGGAAAGAACUGAAAUUGGGGAACAAGAAGAUGAAGAACGAUAAAGGUCAAGACUUUCAAAAUGGGUCGAGUGAUAACAUUACAGAAGAUGAGAAAUCCCAAUCGCAGGAGUUAUCUCCAUCAGAACGUCAGGAGUUACAGAACAAGAAGAGCAAGCUCCUAACAAUGGUGGACGAGGUAGAUAAAAGGUAUAACCAAUACCACCAUCAAAUGGAAGCUUUAGCUUCGUCUUUCGAGAUGGUAACAGGUCUUGGAGCAGCUAAGCCUUACACAUCAGUGGCUCUGAAUAGAAUCUCUCGCCAUUUCCGCUGCUUGCGGGACGCGAUAAAAGAGCAGAUUCAGGUAAUCAGAGGGAAGCUUGGUGAGAGAGAGACUUCUGAAGAACAAGGAGAGAGGAUACCGCGUCUUAGGUAUUUAGAUCAAAGGUUGAGACAACAGAGAGCUUUGCAUCAACAGCUUGGAAUGGUUAGACCAGCUUGGAGACCACAAAGAGGCUUACCUGAAAACUCUGUCUCUAUACUCCGCGCUUGGCUCUUUGAGCAUUUCCUUCACCCAUAUCCAAAGGAAUCAGAGAAAAUCAUGCUUUCAAAGCAGACAGGACUAUCGAAAAACCAGGUUGCAAACUGGUUUAUUAACGCGAGAGUUCGACUAUGGAAACCGAUGAUCGAAGAGAUGUAUAAAGAAGAGUUUGGAGAUUCAGAGUUACUCUCUAACUCUAAUCAAGACAACAACAAAAUGCUAGAAACUUCUCAGCUCAAACACGAAGAGUCUUCUUUGCAGCAACAGAAUCAGGGAAACAACAACAACAACAUGGCAUAUAGAUCUGAUGCAGAAGAGAAUCUCGUGUUUGCAGAUCCGAAACCAGACCGUGUUGCUACUGGAGAGUACGACAGCUUGAUGAACUAUCAUGGGUUUGGUAUCGAUGAUUACAAUCGCUACGUUGGCCUUGGAAACCAGCAAGAUGGCAGAUUCUCUAAUCCCCAUCAAUUACACGACUUUGUUGUCUGAAAGGCUUUCACGCACUUAAGAGCUGGCAAUGCCGGUUGAUUGGGGAAUAUGAUUCUUGAAGCGCAAGAAAAAUGCGCUCUUCGCAUUCUUAUAGAUAGGGGGUUAUAUAAAUAUAUACCAUAUUUGUAUAUCUGUAAUAUUUGUUUGUGGCAUAUAAAAAGGAUAGAUUUUGUGAAAACUGUAGGUCUUAGUCUUUACAUUUGUAUAUGAAACUGAGCCUUAUGUACACUUUGGUAAGCCAAUAUUGUAACGUUUUGUGUAUACUCUUCAUGGUGGUAUAAACAAUACUUUCAAGUGUGAGCAAA